AUGAAGCUCGACUCUUCUUUGGCUUAUGCGGCAAGCUUUUGCGUCCUUGCCGGACAAGGCGUGGAGGGAGCCAUCACACUCGAUAUUACUUCUACAGAUUCGAUCAAAAUAGCGGCAAGUAACAUGGCAUAUGAUUUGAUGUCGUAUUAUACGGGAAACAAUACAGGAGAUGUGCCAGGAAACUUACCAGCACCAUAUUAUUGGUGGGAGGCGGGAGCUAUGUUUGGAACCAUGGUCAAUUAUUGGUAUUACACAAACGAUACAACCUACAACGACAGUGUUGAACAAGCACUAUCACAUCAAGCCGGGGACGACAGUGACUUUAUGCCUCUCAACCAAACAAAAACAGAAGGAAACGACGAUCAAGGCUUUUGGGGAAUGGCAGCGAUGACAGCAGCGGAAACGAAAUUUCAAGAUCCUCCAGAUCCAAGUCCAGGAUGGUUAGCACUUGCACAAGGAGUCUUCAAUACUCAAAUCGUACGAUGGGAUAAUUCGACAUGUAAUGGUGGAUUUAGAUGGCAAAUAUUUACCUUCAACAAUGGAUACAAUUAUAAAAACAGCAUCUCAAACGGUUGCGUCUUUAAUUUGGCGGCAAGACUCGCUUUGUACACUGGAGACACGACCUAUGCGGACUGGGCGGAAAAAGUAUUUGAUUGGGUAUACGGAGUAGGACUUAUUUCCACAGACUACAAAGUGUUUGACGGAACACAAAAUUCCGACAAUUGUACGGAUAAGGAUCACAAUCGUUGGAGUUAUAACAGUGGGAUAUAUCUACUUGGAAGUGCUGCCAUGUAUAAUCAUACCAACGGCAGCGCAAUAUGGAAAGAGCGUGUCACAGGCCUCCUCAAAUCGUCAACAGACUUCUUCCAGAACGGAAUAAUGGUCGAGGCUUGCGAAACCGGUACUUGCAACAACGAUCAACAGUCUUUUAAAGCCUAUUUUGGACGAUGGCUAGCUGCAACAGUCAAGCUUGCACCUUUCACUGCCGAAACCAUCAUGCCUUUACUAUCCACCACCGCAACGGCAGCAGCAAUAACUUGUACGGCUGGAAAACGAGGCAAUUCAUGUGGUUUAAAAUGGACCACCGGGGACCAUGAUGGAAUUACAGGCGUAGGGGAACAAAUGUCAGCAUUGGAAGCCGUACAAAGUCUUUUAAUACCUCAGACUAGGGAUUGGGUUAGCGAGGUCAAGGGGACAGGUACAAGUGAAGGAGAUCCAGAUGCAGGAACGAAUUCCAGGAUGAAUACUGAUGGAACCGAAAUUACGCCCGUCACCACCGCGGAUAAAGUUGGGGCUACGAUUUUUACUAUGUUGACCGUUGCGGGUGUUAUUGGUGGGAGUGCGUUUCUGUGCGUCGAGUGGUUCUGA
Sclerotinia borealis F-4128 is the source of this 1368-nucleotide messenger RNA. Lineage: Eukaryota; Fungi; Ascomycota; Leotiomycetes; Helotiales; Sclerotiniaceae. The record is from the annotation of a GenBank genome assembly.